AUGGAUUCACAGGACCAGCUCCGCGCCAUGGUAGAGCAGAACCCAGGCAUGUUGCGUAUCGUCGACUUUGACAACUUUCUCUCAGCUCCCAAGCUUGAUGCUCAGGCGCAGUCUGCCUUGCUACGCCCCAAUGAGAAGCUCAGUGCUGCUCUCCAGCGGUCGGCCGCCGAAGGCCUCCCGCCCAUCAGCGUGGUGCCUCUAGCCGGCCAGUACCUGUCCAUCCUGACCCGCGUCAUGGGGGCCAAGAAUGUGCUCGAGGUUGGCACUCUUGGUGGCUAUUCCUCCAUUUGCUUUGCGCAGGCGGGCGCCAAGGUCACCAGCAUCGAGAUUGACGCCAAACACCGCGACGUGGCUCUGCAAAACGUCAAAGGUCUCGACGUCGAGGUCAUCCUCGGCUCGUCGACGGACAUUCUACCGAAACUAGUGGACGAGGGCCGCAAAUUUGAUAUUGUAUUUGUCGACGCUGAUAUGAUUGGUAUGGGAGAGCAGUUUGACUGGGCUGUCAAGCUCACCCGCCCUAACGGAUGCAUCUUUUUGGACGACGUGGUUGCCUCCAUGUUCAAGGACGGUCAGGUUGGCAAGGAUGGUGAAGAAAAUAUUCUGACAAAAAUCGGCAAAGACGAAAGAGUGCAGGCCACGCUUGUGCCUAUUGUCACUUGCCAUGCAAUGAUGCCGACUCCAAUUUUCAAUGGCUUUAUUUUCGGUACUGUUAAGUCUGAAGGCGGCGCGUGA
Akanthomyces muscarius is the source of this 732-nucleotide messenger RNA. RefSeq lists its product as uncharacterized. The transcript has a single exon. The record is from RefSeq and is a predicted model, not a curated record. Bases 1 to 732 code for a protein of 243 amino acids. Lineage: Eukaryota; Fungi; Ascomycota; Sordariomycetes; Hypocreales; Cordycipitaceae. Gene Ontology annotation, molecular function: S-adenosylmethionine-dependent methyltransferase activity; O-methyltransferase activity.